AUGGGUCCGGAGAGCAGGAGCCAUUCAGGAUUCAAGCAGGGUCCCCGCGGGCGGGAGAGCCGCAGUCAGGCGGAGAAGAUGAAGAAGCAGGAGAAGGAGAGCAAGACGCAACCCGAGGAGAAGGUUGACGGGAUUGAAGACGGGAAGAAUGACCCGAAGGGUGAUGGGAAGAGCGACGCGAAGUGUGAAGGGAGGGCGGGCACGAGAGGAGGAAAGGUGAACAGGAUUCGGCAGGAGGCGCUAGAGCGCGAGAGGGAAGCGCGCGAGGAGAGGGAGGCGGCACGGAAGCAGCAGGCGUGGAGCAAGGAGGACAUGAGAUUUGCGCGUGAAGAGGCAGCCGUGAGGCGGAACGUUGCUCGGAGUAAACGACAAGCGGCCAAGGAGAGGCGCAACAGCCUUCUGGAUGAUUGA
Closterium sp. NIES-65 is the source of this 411-nucleotide messenger RNA. NCBI's taxonomy places the organism in Eukaryota, Viridiplantae, Streptophyta, Zygnematophyceae, Desmidiales, Closteriaceae. The record is from the annotation of a GenBank genome assembly.